AUGACUGCGACAGCAUCAGAGCUAAAGGGCAUAUUCAGGCCCCAUAACGAGUGGGACGACAAGAUUGCCGCCAGGUUGACCGAUAUCUGGGUCAACAAGUCCGCUUCGUGGACGGAGAAGACGAGGAUGGAAUUCAAAGCCCUCUGUGCCGACGCCCGCAUCACACGCGGAACAAUCACCCCCUCCAGUCACAAGAUCCACCGAAAAAUACGCAACCGCAAGGCCACAGAGGCCGAGUACACCGUCCUCUCCGCCAUGUUUGGCAGCCAAGUUAUACAGAGGCUUGUCCUGGGGGUUGAAAAUAAGGAGCAGGAUGCUGCACUCCCCUUGGAAAUGGGCGUCAUCACGCAGGAGAUAAGAAAACUGCUAAGAACGACUUGGGGCAACAAAACCGAUGCCCCAGGUCUCGCCCGGUCGCCCACAAGCUCCAUUGUCGAGGUCCCUACUGCUUCGAUGCGACAGAGAGUAGACAACGAAAAUGAGCUGCAAUCCCCAUCGCCCAAGGAAAAUGCCUCCAACGCCCCCUCGUUCAGCAAAGCACUAGGCAUCCAGAUACGACUAAACGAUGAAGAAGAUGAAGAAAAUGCCAGGCACAAGGGCGAUGUCAAAUCACACACUGCUGCGCUGCGUGGCAUGGAGCCCGGCGUAAGCUCAGAUGGAGUUGACGACGGACCAGCCAGACACCGCACAGGGGAAGCAAAGAGCACAAUGCCUAGCUUUUUGGUAGCUGGCAUAGCUGCAGAUGAAGCCGCCGACUGGAGAGCGCAAAGGGAAGCUCGAAAAGGGCCUGGAGCAAGCCGUAAGCGCAAGCCAGGUCGAACCGAAGGACCGCCGGGCGAAUCGCCCAGCAAAAGAACCCCCCAAACAGAAAAAGAUCCGUGGGAGACGUUACAGCGUGCCAGUCCCACAAAGGAGCUGAGAGAGAAGCUCGAGGCAUUGGAAGGGCGUUGUGCGGCGCAGGACGAGAGAAUGGCAAGGAUCGAGGAGACGUUUUCCAGCCAAGACGAGCAACUCAAGACGCUGCGACAACAGAUUGACACAGUCGCCCGUUAUUUAACGCGGAAUGCCUAG
Molecule: messenger RNA, 1071 nt
Organism: Metarhizium album ARSEF 1941
Lineage: Eukaryota; Fungi; Ascomycota; Sordariomycetes; Hypocreales; Clavicipitaceae
Exons: 1
Coding region: 1-1071 (356 amino acids)
Source: RefSeq, a predicted model, not a curated record